This is a messenger RNA of Aspergillus tanneri, 720 nucleotides long. RefSeq lists its product as uncharacterized. Gene Ontology annotation, cellular component: cytosol. Gene Ontology annotation, molecular function: catalase activity; heme binding. NCBI's taxonomy places the organism in Eukaryota, Fungi, Ascomycota, Eurotiomycetes, Eurotiales, Aspergillaceae. The transcript is spliced from 3 exons. Gene Ontology annotation, biological process: hydrogen peroxide catabolic process; response to oxidative stress. The record is from RefSeq and is a predicted model, not a curated record. Bases 1 to 720 code for a protein of 239 amino acids.
AUGAUGCAGGGCUUUGGCGCCAACACCUUCGUGCCGGUCAACAAGGAAGGUAAGCGACAUUUCGUCAAGUUCCUCUGGAUCCCUCAUUUGGGAGUGCAUUCCCUGGUGUGGGAUGAGUCCUUGAAGCUGGCCGGACAGGACCCGGACUCCCAUCGCAAGGACCUGAUAGAAGCCAUCGACAAUAAAGCGUAUCCCAAGUGGGCCUUCGCUAUCCAAGUCAUCCCCGAAGAGAAACAGGGCCACUUUGUGUUCGCCAUUUUGGUUGCCACUAAAAUCUGGCCCGAAGAACUCGUCGACGUUGCGAUUGAGCUCCAUAUUGCCAAUCACACGCAAUCCCAUGUCGUGCCCGGCAUUGACUUUUCCGACGAUCCGUUGCGGCAGGGCCGAAAAUUUUCCUACUUCGAUACCCAGAUCAGUCGAUUGGAUUGGGCGACAUUUGGGAGGAAAUUCCCAUCAAUCGCCAGGUGCUCAUGUGCUGGAGAAGGCAUAUCGUCCGACCACGGGAAGCGCUCCAAGCAUCUCUCGCAGAUGAAAUUUCCGCCCAGUGAGCCUACCAUCGCCAGUCUUCGCAUCACUAUCAUCAUUGGCGACAGAUACGACCCGGUGGCAUUUAAUGGGAUCAAGACGGCCGUCGCAUCUGCUGGCGCCCUGUCGUUCGAUAUCGGCAUGAAGCGAUCGCUUAUCUACGCGCAUGGCGAGUCAAAGGAGUCUGCAAAAUGA